This is a messenger RNA of Rodentolepis nana, 680 nucleotides long. The record is from the annotation of a GenBank genome assembly. Lineage: Eukaryota; Metazoa; Platyhelminthes; Cestoda; Cyclophyllidea; Hymenolepididae.
UCCGUGACUCCACCUCACUCCGCUUCCACUUCAGACAAGUUCUCCAUUUGCCCAUCCCUCGGCAUACCACACCACACCUCACACCAUUUGUCAUCCUCCUUACACUUCGCACCCAAACCUCAUGCUCCUCCUUCUAUUCCUCCUCCUCCCACUCCCACUCCCACUCCCACAUCUCUUCCACCAACACCUCACCUUUCAUCUCCACCUACACCUCGCCUUCCUCAUGCUCAUGCUCAUGUCCAUGUUGGGGCGAAUUCUGCAAUGACACACACAAGUCUCCUCUCAGCCACUCCCAAUAUCACACGUGCAGCAUCCACACGCAAAUCCACCCCCUUCCCCCUCCCCAUCACCACUACCAACACCAUUGCCCAAACAACCCAGCACAACCAUCACCACCACCUCUACCAACUGCGCCAAGAGCACACCCAACACCAGCGCCACCAGUCUCGCUCACUUCGCCAAAUCCAACAACCACUUCAUCCUCCAAAAUCCUUUACUCCACUCAUAACUUCAACUCCUCGACGUCCGAUUCCACCUACUACUCCACGACUACAACAAUAACAACAACCGUAGCCAUAACCACACCUUCCUCUCUCUUCUCACCACCCUCACCACCCACACCACACCACACCAUAUCCCACACAUCACAAUUCCAUUUUCAAAAUCAGAAUGUAAAAUAA